This is a messenger RNA of Phacochoerus africanus (Common warthog), 4006 nucleotides long. RefSeq names its product TSR1 ribosome maturation factor (gene TSR1). Bases 33 to 2447 code for a protein of 804 amino acids. The transcript is spliced from 15 exons. The record is from RefSeq and is a predicted model, not a curated record. Gene Ontology annotation, cellular component: nucleus; preribosome, small subunit precursor. NCBI's taxonomy places the organism in Eukaryota, Metazoa, Chordata, Mammalia, Artiodactyla, Suidae. Gene Ontology annotation, molecular function: GTP binding; U3 snoRNA binding; GTPase activity. Gene Ontology annotation, biological process: maturation of SSU-rRNA from tricistronic rRNA transcript (SSU-rRNA, 5.8S rRNA, LSU-rRNA); endonucleolytic cleavage of tricistronic rRNA transcript (SSU-rRNA, 5.8S rRNA, LSU-rRNA); ribosome biogenesis.
GUAGUGCUGACUUGGUACAUGUGAGCGGCAGCAUGGCGGCCCAUCGCUCCGGACCGCUCAAGCAGCAGAAUAAAGCUCACAAAGGCGGGCGGCAUCGUGGUCGUGGGUCCGCGCAGCGGGACGGCAAGGGUCGUCUAGCUCUGAAAACUCUAAGCAAGAAGGUGAGAAAAGAUCUUAGCAGAGUAGACCAGAGGCAUCGCGCCAGCCAGCUCCGAAAGCAGAAAAAGGAGGCGGUUUUGGCAGAAAAGAGACAGCUUGGCAGCAAGGAUGGCCCUCCUCAUCAGGUACUGGUGGUGCCCCUGCACAGCAGGGUUUCCCUGCCAGAGGCCUUUCGCCUGCUUCAGGAUAGGGACACUGGAACAGUACACUUGAAAGAAUGGGGAAGCACUCAUAGUUUUAUGCUGUUAUGUCCCCGCUUGAAACAUCGGUGGUUUUUCACAUCUGCAAGGCCAGGGGACCUGCAUACUGUGUUAGACAUGGCUAAAGUGGCUGAUACCAUCCUGUUCCUCCUUGAUCCACUGGAAGGCUGGGAUAGCACCGGGGAUUACUGCCUUUCCUGCCUCUUUGCUCAGGGCCUUCCAACUUAUACAUUGGCCGUCCAGGGAGUUUCUGGCCUCCCGCCAAAGAAACAAACAGAUGCCAGAAAGAAGUUAAGUAAAGCAGUGGAGAAACGCUUUCCUGAUGACAAACUCCUCCUGUUAGAUACUCAGCAGGAAGCAGGGAUGCUGCUCAGGCAGUUGGCCAACCAGAAGCAGCGGCAUCUUGCCUUUCGAGAUCGGCGAGCUUACCUAUUUGCUCAUGCUGCUGACUUUGUGCCUAGUGAAGAGAAUAACUUGGUGGGCACCUUGAAAAUCUCAGGCUAUGUUCGUGGACAGGCUCUGAAUGUAAAUAGCUUGCUGCAUAUUAUUGGACAUGGUGAUUUCCAGAUGCAACAGAUAGAUGCCCCUAUGGACCCUUUCCCUUUAAAUCCUAGAGUUAUCAAGUCUCCGAAGGACCCAGACAUGGCAAUGGAGAUUUGUGCUGCAGAUGCUGUAGCUGAUAUGGAAGAAGACCUUAAGGUCCUAAUGAAGGCAGACCCUGAUAAACAAGAAUCUUUGCUAACAGAAGUUAUCCCAGAUCCAAUGGAGGGUGAACAGACCUGGCCCACGGAGGAGGAGCUGAGUGAGGCACAGGACUUACUGAAGGAAAGUUCCAAGAUGGUAAAAAAGGUUCCCAAAGGAACAUCCGCUUAUCAGGCUGAAUGGAUUUUGGAUGAGGAUGGCGAAAGUGGUGGGGAAGGAGAUGAGUAUGAUGAUAGAGAACAUGAGGAUUUUAUGGAAGAAGACUCUCAGGAUGAGGGUAGUGAAAAAGAAGAGGAGGAGGACUGUGAAACGAUGACUGUGGGAGAGUCUGUGCGUGAUGAUCUCUAUGAUGAGAAAGUGGAUGAAGAGGUUGAGGAAAAAAUGCUGGAGAAGUAUAAACAAGAAAGACUGGAAGAGAUGUUUCCAGAUGAAGUAGAUACCCCACGUGAUGUGGCUGCUAGAAUUCGGUUUCAGAAAUACAGAGGUCUCAAGAGCUUCCGGACAUCUCCAUGGGAUCCUAAGGAAAACCUUCCUCCAGAUUAUGCUCGAAUCUUUCAGUUUCAGAACUUUCUUAAUACUAGGAGACGCAUCUUUAAAGAGAUUGAAGAAAAAGAGGUUGAAGGAGCUGAGGUGGGCUGGUAUGUCACGCUUCAUGUCUCUGAAGUUCCUAUGUCAGUGGUUGAACACUUCAAGCGAGGAGCACCCUUGAUUGCGUUUUCUUUACUACCUCAUGAACAGAAGAUGUCAGUACUUAAUAUGGUGGUAAGCCGUCACCCUGGCAACACCGAACCCAUAAAAGCUAAAGAGGAGCUGAUCUUCCACUGUGGAUUCAGGCGCUUCCGAGCCUCACCUUUAUUCUCUCAGCACACUGCAGCGGAUAAACAUAAAUUUCAGAGAUUCUUGACUGCUGACAUGGCCCUGGUGGUGACAGUAUAUGCCCCAAUCACCUUUCCUCCUGCAUCUGUGCUGCUUUUCAAACAAAACAGCAAUGGAAUGCACAGUCUCAUUGCCACAGGCCAUCUAUUGUCAGUGGAUCCAGACAGAAUGGUCAUCAAGAGAGUUGUUCUGAGUGGUCAUCCUUUUAAAAUUUUUACUAAGAUGGCCGUGGUGCGUUACAUGUUCUUCAGCAGAGAGGAUGUGCUGUGGUUUAAACCAGUGGAACUGAGAACAAAGUGGGGACGUAGGGGACACAUCAAGGAGCCUUUAGGUACUCAUGGCCACAUGAAGUGCAGUUUUGAUGGGAAGCUAAAAUCUCAGGACACAGUACUGAUGAACCUCUAUAAACGAGUUUUCCCCAAAUGGACUUAUGAUCCAUAUGUACCGGAUCCAGUACCUUGGGUGAAAAAUGAGAUCUCUUCAACAGUACCUGAAGAGGACAUGGAAUAAUGGAUUCUGUGGGCUUCUGUCUUGUUGCUACCAGUUAGCACUCUGGGGGUGGGAGCCCGUAGGUUGUGACUGGGCAGUUUGUUUUCUGCAUAGGCUUAGGGGUCUCUACUCCUUUUUGCGGAAGACUUUCUUAGCCUUAACAAGGUGUCUCAGUUAAGUAUCGAUGUUUUUCUAUCCCUACUUAGUCUGAAAACUAUUAAAUCUUACUGAAAUGUCCAUUCUCCAUCAGGAGUUUGAAAGGUGUUUAAGAGGGGAAGAUUAGGAAGUUGACAGUGACCAGGAGACAAAAUUUCCAGGUGUCUAUUCUAGACAUUGAAUCCCUUUUUGUCCUUUUGCACAUAUUAAACAGAAACAGAAUGUUAAGGAGCUGGCUUUUCAGCCUGCCUCAUCCAAGCUAGGGAGGUUAAGUCUACAUUUCCACCACUGAGCACAAUGCAAAUGUUCUUUACUUCUGCGGAAACUGUUUGAAAAUGCUGAGACAGCACAGCAGCCACUCCAACACCAGCUGUAGGUUCAAUAAGCAGUUUCAUCCUCUCCCACACCAGCUGGGUUGCAGACUGUUAAUAUGGAAGGGAGUAAGAAUUAGUAAAAUGAUAGCCGGGGAAAGAGCCUAGUUGGUUGGCCUUUUAAAUUAAAGGCCAGAUGAGAAUAUAUGCCCAGUCUGAAUUUUCUUAUUGCUGUAUGUUUGUGCUUGCCAGUGAAACGGGCAGGGCUUGCUUGCUCCCCCCCCCCCCCCCCGCCCAUUCAAACUACACUUCUACUAUCUUGAUACAUCUAGGGCACCCUCCCACAUUCAUGAAACCACCUAGUCAAGUCCCCAGUGGGUGAGUUGCUACUUACAAAGGGAAGGGUUUUUGCAUAAGUUGCUCUAUUCUUUUGUUAUUUCCUUACCUCUUGGAGCCUCACCUUAAUUUCAUCCUCUGUGACAGUGAAGACGUCAUCCACAAGGUCCCUUAUGAUAGGCCAGGUGUUUAGGCCAAUGCUGGAUUUGACCCCAUCUGCUAUGGUGUCUGGAGGUUGAGGAUUGGGGAUCAGUUCUCCUUUCAGUUUGGACUGGUAGCAGUCAUCUGCAUUCAAGGGUUCAGCAGCAUAUACCUUCACAUUAGGUCUCAGAGCCUAGGAAGAGGAAUAUUAGAUACCUUACAACUGGCCAAAGCAUUUUGCCUGCAUGCUUGAAGUAAAGUAGGCAGUACGAUUAACACGUUUCUGCCCAAGAGUCUUUUAAUUGAUGUAAUGGAAACCAGGUCUUUGAGCACUUUAAAUUGGAUUCCACCAUGUGUUACCUAAAACACAGCUGGUUCUGCUGGUGACUUGGGAAAAGAAUAACUCAACUUGGAUUGUAGGUUGAUGAGAUGGAAUUCAAAGAAAGGACUGUGAGAUUGCCACUCAUUGUAACUGCUUUUAUGCUGUAAAGUUUUCAUUAAGGAAGGAGUGGUGAUGCAGAGAAGGGGCUUCUGACUCAAGUGCCAAGGGAUGAUGAAAAGGAAUGGCAAUUUGGAGGGAAUGUUGGGCAGAUAUUCACAAUGUACUAUGAUCUAAAAUAAACUUCUAUGCCUGAA